AUGAAACCUCUUGACAAAUCCUCGUCAUCUCGCCGCAAGUCAACACCUCCUAAGAGAGUGCCACCACCUCCACCAUCCCCACCAGCGACAACAAGCAAGAAGCAACAAGUCAAACCCCGUAAACCUGUGCGUCGUUAUCGGCCAGGAACACGAGCACUCAUGGAGAUAAGAAAAUAUCAAAAGUCAACAGAUCUGUUACUAAAAACAGCCCCCUUCGCCAGACUGGUGAGAGAAGUCUGCAUGGAGUUUACUUGUGGUGUGCCAUACAUGUGGCAAAGAAUGGCAAUCAUGGCAUUACAAGAGGCAGCUGAAGCCUUUCUGGUGCGACUCUUUGAAGAUUCCUCCCUCUGCUGUCUGCACGCCAAAAGGGUCACCCUCUUUGUUCAGGACAUGCAGCUCGCUCGGCGGAUUCGAGGGCCGCAGCAAGGACUGUGAUAAUGCCACCUCUUGCCUCAAGGCCUUCA
Molecule: messenger RNA, 464 nt
Organism: Nanorana parkeri
Lineage: Eukaryota; Metazoa; Chordata; Amphibia; Anura; Dicroglossidae
Product: histone H3-like centromeric protein A
Exons: 4
Coding region: 1-435 (144 amino acids)
Cellular component (GO): nucleosome
Molecular function (GO): structural constituent of chromatin; DNA binding; protein heterodimerization activity
Source: RefSeq, a predicted model, not a curated record